Marmota monax (woodchuck) is the source of this 2134-nucleotide messenger RNA. RefSeq names its product nuclear respiratory factor 1-like. NCBI's taxonomy places the organism in Eukaryota, Metazoa, Chordata, Mammalia, Rodentia, Sciuridae. Bases 1 to 819 code for a protein of 272 amino acids. Gene Ontology annotation, molecular function: DNA-binding transcription factor activity, RNA polymerase II-specific; RNA polymerase II cis-regulatory region sequence-specific DNA binding. Gene Ontology annotation, cellular component: nucleus. Gene Ontology annotation, biological process: regulation of transcription by RNA polymerase II. The transcript has 2 exons. The record is from RefSeq and is a predicted model, not a curated record.
AUGUCCCUGGUGGGAGCUUCAGGACAUUCACCUGCCAGUGGCAAGGUCAGCACCUGGGCCAGCCCGAGGAGUGUCUCAGCUGGCGGACCGGCAUGGUCACCUCUGCCUGAGUUUGUCAGUAGCUCAACGCAUGGGCGGGAGGAUCUUUUAUAUGCUUUUGAAGAUCAACAAACACAGGCUACUACCACACACAGUAUAGCCCAUCUUGUACCAUCACAGACUGUAGUGCAGACCUUUAGCAACCCUGACGGCACUGUCUCACUCAUCCAGGUUGGUACAGGGGCAACAGUGGCCACAUUGGCUGAUGCUUCAGAACUGCCAACCACAGUCACUGUUGCCCAAGUGAAUUAUUCUGAUGUGGCUGAUGGAGAGGUGGAACAAAAUUGGGCCACAUUGCAGGGAGGAGAAAUGACCAUCCAGACGACGCAAGCAUCAGAGGCAACACAGGUGGUAGCGUCGUUGGCAGAGGCCGCAGUGGCAGCUUCACAGGAAAUGCAACAGGGAGCUACUGUCACCAUGGCACUCAACAGUGAAGCUGCCGCUCAUGCUGUCGCCACCCUGGCUGAAGCCACCUUACAAGGCGGGGGACAGAUCGUCCUGUCUGGGGAAACCGCAGCAGCCGUUGGAGCACUUACUGGAGUCCAAGAUGCUAAUGGCCUGGUCCAGAUCCCUGUGAGUAUGUACCAGACUGUGGUAACCAGCCUCGCCCAGGGCAACGGACCAGUGCAGGUGGCCAUGGCACCUGUAACCACCAGGAUAUCGGACAGCACAGUCACUAUGGACGGCCAGGCUGUGGAGGUGGUGACAUUGGAACAGUGACAUGCAGCCGUAUCAUGGCAUCGUUUUCUAGUCUACUUCAAAAUUUUUUACACGUUUGCAGAGGUGCAAUCAAAUGGAAUUAAGUCUCACGACUUUGGAAGAAAAGUUUUGUUAACCUUUUUUUUUUAAAAGGAAGAAAGGCAGCAGAUUUUGGAAUUGCAUUUUUUUAAAGCACCACUCUUGAUUUUCUGGGAUUGGUGGAGUAAGAAACUGCAUUGUCAAUUUCACUGUCCCAAAAAAGCCAAAUUGUGGCAGGACUUCUUUCUGCGGAAACGUGUGUAUACUUAUGUGUGUGUAUGUGUGAGUGUGAAUAUAUGUAUAUGUGUACAUAUGGACAUACACAUUUACAUACAUAUAUAUAAAAUAUAUAUAUACAUACAUAUAUAUGUAUAUAUAUGUAUGAAACCCGCAUGGAAUUAUCUGUAUGAAAUCAAGGUGAGCUGUGGAAACAAUUAUCCACCUAGUUUAGUGGGUGGUAGGGUACGUGGCCAGAUACAGUCACCUGGUUUUUGUUCAUACCAAGUCAUUCUCUAUGUGUUUCAACUUGCUUUCUUGGUUUAAAUCUUUCCUGUUAAAUUAAUGCCUGUUUAAUGUUCUACUCAGAGGGAGUUUAUGAAGCAGUUCUUUGUCUUUUGUCCUUUAGUUUGCUUCCCACUCUUUUUUUGUGGUGUUGGGGAUCGAACCCAGGCCCUUGCACAUGCAAGCUCUCUAGCACUUAACCACUGAGCUAACCACUGAACUACCUCCCCAGCCCUUUUAUAUAUAUGACUUGAUAAGAUAAAGUCAUACCCACGAAACACAUUAAAACACUACCCGUGGUUAUCUCUGUGUGAAGGUGGGCUUUUCCCCUUCAAGUAGCUGGGAUCACAGGCAUUUGCCACCAUCCCUGGGUUUUCCUUUUUUUUUUUUAAUAUUUAUUUUUUAGUUGUAGUUGGACACAAUACCUUUAUUUUAUUUACUUAUUAUUAUGUGGUGCUGAGGAUCGAACCCAGGGCCUCACACCUCCAAGACGAGCACUCUGCCACUGAGCCACAGCCCCCCGGCUUUUCCUUUAAUCCCACUUAGAUAACUGUGUCAAACAUCUGAACCCCCAGACCCCAGACUGAGUCCAGAUGCCAUUCCUAAAUUACCCUUAGUAGCGAGUUUGUUUAUUUAUUUAUUUAUUUUUAAGACUUUGAUUUGUGUCUGUGUUCAUUUUUUUCAUUAAAAUAUCCUAGUAGUUUAGGGCUGUCUGUUGGUAGAGUGCUUGCCUUACAUGCACAAGUCCCUGGGUUCAAUCCCCAGCAACACACACAUACACACACACACACACGCA